AGCGGCCUAGUCCUGCCUGCUCUACCAUCUACCAGCCCUCCUCUACAGAGGAGGGGCCACUCACUUCAGCCAACCUCGGGAGAAAAUGUCUGGAAUCCGUUUCCGCUUUAGGGAGGGGACGGUGAUUUUUUUUUUUACUUGACUUUCCAACCAACUUUAAUUUCCACGACAACUCGGACAGUUUGUGCUAACUGUAGGGGAUUGAAUUAACGUUACGACGAUGGCUUCUUCGCCUCAAAAGUCCCCGUCCUCUCCGAAAUCUCCGUCGCCCAAAUCUCCGACGCCCAAAUCCCCUUCUUCCAGAAAGAAAGACGACUCUUUCCUGGGAAAACUUGGAGGAACUUUGGCAAGAAGGAAAAAGGCUAAAGAAGUGUCUGAGCUUCAGGAAGAGGGAAUCAAUGCCAUCAACCUUCCUCUCAGCCCUUCCCACUAUGAGCUGGACCCUGAGGACACCAUGCUAGAGGAGAAUGAAGUACGCACCAUGGUGGACCCCAACUCCAAGAAUGACCGCAAACUGCAGGAGCUCAUGAAGGUGUUGAUCGACUGGAUUAAUGAUGUUCUGGUGGGAGAGAGGAUCAUUGUGAAGGAUCUGGCUGAAGAUCUGUAUGAUGGACAGGUCCUACAGAAACUAUUUGAAAAGCUGGAAGGUGAGAAACUGAACGUGGCAGAGGUGACUCAGUCAGAGAUUGCCCAGAAACAGAAGCUGCAGACUGUUUUAGAGCGCAUCAAUGACUCACUCAAACUCUCCACUAGGAACAUUCGCUGGAAUGUUGACUCGGUUCAUGCUAAGAGUAUAGUUGCCAUCCUGCACCUGCUGGUGGCGCUGUCGCAACACUUCAGAGCACCAAUCAGAUUGCCAGACCACGUUUCUAUUCAAAUAGUGGUCGUUCAGAAAAGAGAGGGAAUUCUUCAGUCCAGACAAAUUCAAGAGGAAAUCACUGGCAACACAGAGGCUUUCUCUGGCAGACAUGAGCGCGAUGCUUUCGACACCCUGUUUGACCAUGCUCCAGAUAAACUGAAUGUUGUCAAAAAGACAUUGAUCACAUUUGUGAACAAACACCUCAACAAGCUCAACCUAGAGGUGUCUGAAUUGGACACACAGUUUGCAGACGGGGUUUAUCUGGUAUUGCUGAUGGGGCUGCUGGAGGGAUACUUUGUGCCGCUCUACAACUUUUUCCUCACACCAGAGAAUUUUGACCAAAAGGUCCACAACGUGUCCUUCUCCUUUGAACUAAUGCAGGACGGAGGUCUGGAGAGACCAAAGCCCCGACCAGAGGAUAUAGUGAACUGUGACCUUAAAUCAACACUGCGCGUCCUCUACAACCUCUUCACAAGGUACAGGAACGUAGACUAAGCUGGGGACAAGA
Messenger RNA from Etheostoma spectabile (orangethroat darter), 1367 nucleotides. It is a transcript of the gene parvaa, whose product is annotated as parvin, alpha a. The coding region runs from base 221 to 1354 and encodes 377 amino acids. NCBI's taxonomy places the organism in Eukaryota, Metazoa, Chordata, Actinopteri, Perciformes, Percidae. Gene Ontology annotation, biological process: establishment or maintenance of cell polarity regulating cell shape; actin cytoskeleton organization; substrate adhesion-dependent cell spreading. The record is from RefSeq and is a predicted model, not a curated record. Gene Ontology annotation, molecular function: actin binding. The transcript is spliced from 13 exons. Gene Ontology annotation, cellular component: focal adhesion; cytoplasm; actin cytoskeleton.